Molecule: messenger RNA, 492 nt
Organism: Funneliformis mosseae
Lineage: Eukaryota; Fungi; Glomeromycota; Glomeromycetes; Glomerales; Glomeraceae
Source: the annotation of a GenBank genome assembly
UCCGGAAAAUGCCAAGAACUAAGCGAAAUUGAGUAUGCAAUUGAGAUGAUAGCACCAAUAAUGAGUGAAAUAUUUAACGAUACAUCUGAAUAUAUAAACCUUCGCUGGGGAGAGACACUUUCCAACGUAAUGUCCGAUCGACGUAGAAAAAUUGAUUUACGAAUCAUUCGUAUCGCAGAUAAACUUGAACUAAGUCAUUCAGAAUGUGCAAAGGUUCCAUUACCCACGAAAAUAAUACAUGACCGAUCAAAAUGUUUACGUACACUAAAAGGUAUUUUAAAUAAUUUUUUGAAAGAAGACUUAUCCGACGAAGUGCGAGAUUCAAAAAUUUUAGGAAUUCAAUUUUAUGGCUUACAUGGUCAGGUUAUAGGUGUAGAUCUUAUAGAUGAUGGGCUGUACUUUGGACUUGAAGGUUCAUCUUUUGAAUUUCCGACACAACUUACGAAUAUUAAAUGUCUCCGUAACGCAUUGGAGGCUUUAUUUUUUUUCAAG